Messenger RNA from Chelonoidis abingdonii (Abingdon island giant tortoise), 3621 nucleotides. NCBI's taxonomy places the organism in Eukaryota, Metazoa, Chordata, Testudines, Testudinidae. The record is from RefSeq and is a predicted model, not a curated record.
CACUCCCGGCUAGCGGGUCGCAGGGCUGCCGCUGUCUGCCCGGGAGGUGAUGAUGGAGGGUCGGAAGGGGAGCGCUGCAGAGGCAGCUCCUCCAGCCACUUGGCUGCUACCCGGUGAUCCUGGCCCCAGGGGCCGCUCCCAAAGCGACAUCUCCUCCUUCUGUUCCUCCAGAAGAAGCCACCCGUUCAGGUUCAACAUCACAGGCUCAGUUGAUGGAUUAGACAAGGCUUCAGUUGCAAAUUCUGAUGGGCCAACCCCAGGAUCCCAGACGCCUCCUUUCAAGAGAAAAGGCAAACUCUCUACCAUUGGCAAAAUCUUUAAACCUUGGAAAUGGCGGAAGAAGAAGACCAGUGACAAAUUUAAAGAAACAUCAGCAGUGUUGGAAAGGAAGAUUUCCACAAGACAAAGUAGAGAAGAGCUGAUAAGAAAGGGUGUUCUGAAGGAAAUGCCUGAGCAAGUUGGUGAUGUAACAGUAAAUUUUGAAACCUCAAAUGGGCACACCAUAACUAUCAGUGAAGAAACCAUCCAGGAAGAAAAUGUAAUAAAGACCACAGAAGACAAUGGCUCCUUAUCUGCCAAAGCGUCUGCUGUGGAAGGAAAAAAAGAAGAUAAAAAAGAGAGCACUGUUAACUGUCCUGAAAAACCAGCAUCCCAUGCUCCACCGCCGCCUAAGUCUAGGCCUAAACCUAAAAAAGCAUCAAUACCUCCAAAAAAUGUUACUACUGCUGCUGCCACCGCCACCAGCCAUAAGAGUAAUGAAGCACCUCAUGUUAAAAAAAAAGUCAAGGCUCCUGCUAAGCAGUCCCCUGUCCCACCUCCCAAGCCAACAGGUCACAAUGCAAAUCGAGAAGCUGCUAGCUCCUCUCACGUAAAAAAAUUACCCGUCUCCAAGUCAUCUUCUUCACAAUCUCUUUCAUCCACAUCAUCUCAUCCGAAAGCCUCUAAGGAGACAGCACCUAGUAAAACGGGCACAUCAGGGACUGCCAGGGUCAAGAAAAAACCGGGGGAGCAGGCAGUCCCACGAACUCGUGCAGAUGGGGACAUUUCUUCCACCUCCAAUGCAGCAGCAAACAGUUUAGAAACAAAGGUGGAAAGCUCUCAGCCAGAGCAACCUCCCAUCAUAAUUUCUGAAUCUGAAGAUACAGACCAGCAGAGCAAACUGAUUGUCCCUCCUCCUCCCACUGCUGCUGCUCCUCCUCCUCCACCGCCGCUGCUGCUGCCUUCCUCUCCUUCUUCAGCCAGUCAGUCCACUGACUCCUCAGAAACACCAGAUGUACCCAUUAGCACCAAAGCAGGCCUGUCUGUCCCAGGCUCAGAUUCUAAUCCUGUUCUCCAGACUGAACAUGAAACAGACAAUGAAGAUCUUAGCAGUAUAGCCCUAGACAAUAGCCUGGAUAGGAGUGAAGAAAACACAACAUGUUCAGUUACCAAAGAAGACCAGGAAGAGGAGACUUCUAACCUAGCAAGUCCUCAACCAACAGAAGAACCUCCUGAGCCUAUGGAAAGUGAGAGCAGCAAAGAGAGCCACACCAGUGACUCCGAUUCAGAUGGGCCAAUACUCUACACUGAUGAUGACGACGACGACGACGACGACAACACAAGUGCAGAAAGCUCUUUGGCAAGUAAAAUCCGUCGUAGGGAUACUCUUGCUAUCAAACUUGGCAACAGACCAUCUAAAAAAGAAUUGGAAGACAAAAACAUCUUGCAGCGUACCUCUGAGGAGGAGAGGCAGGAAAUCAGACAUCAGAUCGGAACGAAGCUAGUGAGGAGACUUAGCCAGAGGCCUACAACUGAAGAGCUAGAGCAGAGAAAUAUCCUGAAGCAGAAGAAUGCAGAAGAAGAACAGGAAGCCAGGAGAGAAUUAAAACGCAGUCUCAGCAGAAAGCUCAGUCUGAGACCUACAGUGGCUGAACUGCAGGCAAGAAGAAUCCUACGUUUCAAUGAAUAUGUGGAGGUAACAGAUUCCCCGGAUUAUGAUCGUCGAGCAGACAAGCCUUGGGCAAGGUUAACUCCUGCAGACAAGGCAGCAAUACGGAAAGAACUGAAUGAAUUUAAAAGCACAGAAAUGGAAGUACAUGAGGAAAGUCGACAGUUUACAAGGUUUCAUCGUCCAUAAUUGUUUGACAGUAUCCCAUACUUCACACCCCCGUUUCCUUUGGGAAAAUCAUUGCAUCAUGAAGACCUGAGAUUGCACUGGAACUUGAACGAGUGUGAGUGUGUGUUGCAGCUUACGCUGAGGUUAAUGAAGAAUGUGGCCCUCAUCUUUAUUAGAGAACAAGAGAUUUUACUGGGACCAGAACCCAGGGAAAGUGGGGGAAGCAUUCCAUGUUAACUAAGCAAUGUCUUGACGGUAAGAGAGAUUGUGAUUCUGUGGCUAGCUCACACAGAUACAUUGAUAUUUUUUCAUCAAAGCUUGAACAGACAGGAAGAGCUGAAGACAAUCGUUUGACAGCCUGUGGCCACGAACUCAUCAGACUUUACAUCAUGGUGACUGAGGGUAAUUGUGGGUACAGUGGGAACACAGAGAGAGGCGGGCAGGGAAAGAGACUUUGCCUGUCAGUUAUAGAAAAAAGUUAGAACUGGUAGUAAAUUCUUUAUGAAACUGGUUUAAUUAUAUAUUUGGAUGGCAGGAGGAAAAGAUUUGUAAAUCUGGGAGUUUAAGCAACUAUGUGUGUUUUCUCUAGAGACUUUGGCCUGUUCUAGCAAGACAGUACGCCACCAAGUCCUCAUUUCAUCAGUACUUUAGUGAAGUACAGUAAUUUUUGUGGUGCCAGUGAACCUACUUGCCAGAAAUUAUUCUUGUUAUAAUUAAGAUGUAUUUUUAAAAAUUCUGAAAAGCAUGCUUAAAGAAAAUACAUUGAGUAUUCGUAUAGCACAGCUAAAUAUGGUUGGUGGUUUUUUAAUACAUUACAUCUUGGAUUCUCUAUGAUGAUGCAUCAGAAUUACACAAGUAGGUUUCAAAGGACAAAUAACAGGACACUGUGAGUGCAAUGAAAGGAUUCAGAUUUUGAAACACUCUUCUUUUGUCUGUCACUCACGUUGUUGUCAAAGUAGUGGCACCAAUAUCUCUGUGAACUAUGGCAGACAGUAUUGACAAUCAUGACAUUCUAAUUUGAAUCCAGAUUUAGAACUGAAAUCAGCCACGAAUUUGCAUAUAAGUAGGUUUGGAAAGUGGUUAACAGUGUGACUUUAACUUUAAGAGCAACAUUAGAUGGAUCCCUUGGAUUGCUUCUAGAAAGAAUUAAUAUGUGGAUCAGUACAUCUUCAUCAAGGGCCUUGUAAAAGCUACAGAAAAUCCUUAGUGUCCACAGCCUGUUUUUGUUGUAUGCAAAGAAUGCUUAUUAACUCACAACUUCUGAAAUUGUAUGUGUGAAUACAAUACUAUUAAAAUUAAAUGGUAUGGAGUGUGAAAGGCAGUGUGUGCUUUUGUUAUGUCAGCCCUAAGGCCUAUUACAAGCCUUUGGCAUUGUUUACACUAAAAAAUUCUCUGUCUUAUAUUGGCACUUAUUUAUCCUUUGAUUUAUGUACACAAUGACUUUUCUGGGCCUGGAGUACACACAAAUAUAUAUGUAAUGUAGUAUUACAGUAUAUAUACUAUUUAUCCUUUUUUAUAUGUGUAUA